GCAGCUUCGGCGUGUCCGGAGGUGAAAGGUGAGAGCGGCGGCGGCGGCCGCUGGGCUCCGGGAAGAUGGCAGAAAGCGAGCGACGGGCAGGCACCUCCGAGGAGGAGGCUCCUCCCCUCCAGCAGAGCUUCAUGAUCCCCAGGAAGGAGAUCAAUGUGGUGUCCGACAUGGCCAAGUGGAAGCGCUCUCAGGCGUACGCAGACUACAUGGGCUUCAUCCUCACGCUGAACGAGGGCGUCAGGGGCAAGAAGCUCACCUGCCAGUACAAAGUGUCCGAGGCCGUGGAGAAGCUGCUGGCAGUGCUGGACACCCUGGACAGGUGGAUCGAGGAGACCCCCCCCGUGGACCAGCCCUCGCGCUUCGGGAACAAGGCCUUCAGGACCUGGUAUGCCAGGCUGGACCAGGAAGCAGAGAAGCUGGUGGCUACAGUGCUCCCCAGGCAGCUGGCUGCAGCUGCCCCAGAGGUGGCUGUGUACCUGAAGGAGUCGGUGGGCAACUCGACCCGCAUCGACUAUGGCACAGGGCAUGAAGCUGCCUUCGCAGCCUUCCUGUGCUGCCUGUGCAAGCUGGGGGUGCUGCGUGUGGACGACCAACUGGGCAUCGUCUUCAGGGUCUUCAACAGGUACCUCGAAGUGAUGCGAAAGCUUCAGAAGACCUACAGGAUGGAGCCUGCUGGCAGCCAGGGUGUGUGGGGCCUGGAUGACUUCCAGUUCCUGCCUUUCAUCUGGGGCAGCUCCCAGCUGAUAGACCAUCCAAGCCUGGAGCCUCGGCACUUCGUUGACGAGAAGGUGGUGAAUGAAAACCACAAGGACUUCAUGUUCCUAGAGUGCAUCCUCUUCAUCACAGAGAUGAAGACAGGCCCCUUCGCCGAGCACUCCAACCAGCUCUGGAACAUCAGCGCCGUGCCCUCCUGGUCCAAGGUCAACCAGGGCCUCAUCCGCAUGUACAAGGCUGAGUGCCUGGAGAAGUUUCCUGUGAUCCAGCACUUCAAGUUUGGCAGCCUGCUCCCCAUCCAGCCCGGCAUGUCCUAGGGGGCCCGGCAGGAGCUCUGCCUCCUCCCUCCACCCAUCCUCAUCGCCGUGCCCGCGCCAGCCUGGUCCCUCCUCACGUCCUCGUCGGCAGUCACCGAUCCCCAGCGCUCGCCGGCCUGGCUCCUCCUGCAGGGCUCCAGCACGGGGACCCCUCCCCAGCAGCCCCCUGGGCUGCAUGGCUCUGGGCGUGGGGGGCUGCCUAGCAGCAGAGCCUCUCUGCUUGCACCUCUAGGGCAGGGGUGAGGAGGGGUCUGGGCAUGGGCCCUGGGGUGUCCCUCCUGAGUGUCGCUGCUUGGUCUGGGAAGCCACUGCUGGGACUGAGCUGGGAGCCUGCAGGUGCCCCUGGGCAGCUGCCUCUGCUGGCUCCGGGAGGCCCAGAGUGGCUGAGGGGGUGCAGGGCCUGGCUCUGGGUUGCUGGAAGCCCCUGGUGAUGUUUUCUGGGCGAGGGCAGGCCCCUCCCUCCAUCUCCCUGCCAGCUUCCCUGGGGUUCCUUUGCCACCUCUUCUCAGCAGUGAAGCUGGCAACCUGGGCUGUGAGGGUCUGAGCUGGCUCUGGAGAUGGGCACAAAGUCUCUGAGGGACCCAGCUCGGUGGGAUCAGCUAUGCAAAGACCCUGCUGGAAUGGUGCCUGCUCGGGCUCCCUCUGGGCACAAAACCUCCCAACACACUCCUGCCCCCUGCAUGCCCCUCUGCUCCUCCUGCUUUGCUGCCCGGGGCUGGGCUGGCCUGCAUGGCACCAGCUGACCACAGCUGCUGCUGGGUCAGAAAUUGUAGUGGCAGCCCCACAGCAAAGGGGUCCCAGGGCCCCAGCCUGCGGGCAGAGGCAGCCUGGGGGCAAGCAUGCAGCUUCCCCUGGCCCUGGAAAGCAGCAGUGUGAAGGGCCCAGGCCAGCAGCUCCUGCCCAAGCCCCUUCCUGCUGCUGCUGCUGUGCUGGCCCUCGGGCAGAGCCCCUUCAGCGCCCCCAGCAGCGGCAUUUCGGGUGGAGCUGUGGUGCCACAGCCUGCCCGUGAGAGGGCACGUUCCUUGUGGCCUCCCGGGCCAGGUCCACACCUGGGCAGGGCUCUGGGUGGGUGUUUGCUGCGGGUGGGGCAGGCAGCAGUGACCCUUUAUCUGGCACAGAGGUGGCGGGGGGGCGUGGGGGGGUAGGGCUGCCCCCAGCCUGGCUGCUUGGCUUGGGGGGAGGGAGGGGAACGCCCUGCUGAUGAAUUUGUGCUUUUCUUGGUGCCAGGCCUGCUCCCUCCUGGACAGGGGCCACAGGCACGCAGGGUGGGGACAGCAAAGGGGCGGUGAGGGGCAGCUGCCCACAGCGCUGCAGCAGAGCUUUGCUGCACUGCUGCUGGCCAGGCAGGGCUGAGGGGAGGGCCGGGAGGGGCCAUCUGCAUGCAGUGGCAGCGGCAGCCUGGGCUGCAGCUUUGGAUUGCUCCGAAGUGGGACCUGAUUUUUCUUGGCUUCCAGAGGGAUCCACUCGGAGUGGUGCUGGAGGCCUCUGUGCUUGCUGGGGCUUGAGCCACUCCCGUGCAGCAGUCAGCAGCCACUGCCUCGAGCAGAGAUGCCCUCAGCCUCUCCACCUCUGCCCCCUCCCGGUGCUGGUGGCCUUGGUGCUUUGAGGCUGCACUGCGUGUGGCCAGCAGCGGCUGAGCUAAAGCCCGAGGGCAGGAGCACAGCUCCUGGCACCCAAUGGAAAUGAGGCUUCUCUGGAGGGGGUGAGCGGCAGUGUUGGCAUCGGGAGGGCACCAGGGAUGUGAAGUGCAGCACCGCAGAAGGCUGAGGAGCUGCCUCCCGGGCAUGCAGGUGCCACUGCACCCUAAGGCUGGGGCUCAGGACCUGCUGAAGGAGGUGGCAGGAGGCUGCUGCAGGGCUCUCUGCUCCUUGCCCAGCCUGCACACCCCUGCCAGGGGCUUUUCGACUCUGCCUGCUGCUCGUUUGGGUCUCCUCAGCACGCCUGGGACCUGCCCCCCUUGUAUGGCAGCCGCUGGCUUCCCCUGCUCCUGCUGCCCUCCACCGCUGGUCCCUGAGGCUCUGCUCCCCUGCUGGCUCCGCGCAGCACUCGGGGCCCUCUCUGCCCGCAGCAGCUCCCCCACGCUCUGGUUUUAAUUAAAGUCUCUGUGUUUUGCA
Molecule: messenger RNA, 3145 nt
Organism: Pogoniulus pusillus (Red-fronted tinkerbird)
Lineage: Eukaryota; Metazoa; Chordata; Aves; Piciformes; Lybiidae
Gene: PTPA
Product: protein phosphatase 2 phosphatase activator
Exons: 10
Coding region: 66-1031 (321 amino acids)
Biological process (GO): mitotic spindle organization
Cellular component (GO): nucleus; cytoplasm; protein phosphatase type 2A complex
Molecular function (GO): peptidyl-prolyl cis-trans isomerase activity; protein tyrosine phosphatase activator activity
Source: RefSeq, a predicted model, not a curated record